Messenger RNA from Ornithodoros turicata, 3704 nucleotides. Its product is annotated as mediator of RNA polymerase II transcription subunit 25-like. Gene Ontology annotation, cellular component: transcription regulator complex; mediator complex. The transcript is spliced from 23 exons. The record is from RefSeq and is a predicted model, not a curated record. The coding region runs from base 201 to 3263 and encodes 1020 amino acids. NCBI's taxonomy places the organism in Eukaryota, Metazoa, Arthropoda, Arachnida, Ixodida, Argasidae. Gene Ontology annotation, biological process: positive regulation of transcription by RNA polymerase II.
CCGUUCUGCAACUUCCUGUGUUCGAAAUUUUGUUUCUGUGCUUGUUUACACCGUGUGGUAGCUUUUGUUCAUGUAAAAAGAGUUGUUUUUGAAAGUUUCUGCGCUUCAAGCACCGAACGUUCGGUGUGUUACUAAAACACACUCAUGCACUGUGCCAGAGCAGUGAUAUCGUUUUAGUUACCGUAAUUUUGAGCAGCGGCAUGGUGGUGGCCGAACAAGGGAACUGGGUUGCCGAUGUCGUAUUCGUUGUGGAGGGAACUGCAAACUUGAGCCCCUACGUUGAAAGUUUAAAAAGCAACUAUAUCGUGCCAACUUUAGAGUACUUCAAUGGAGGACCAGUUGAUGACAGAGACUGUGGAUAUGACAGUAACAGCACCACGUACGCCCUCGUCGUAUUUAUGGCUGCCGACUGCGGCAUGGAACCCGCCGCAACCUGCAAUGCGCCUACUACCAACGUAGCUAAACUACUUUCAUGGUUCGACCGAGUCUCCUUCAUCGGCGGGGCUGCGGAAUCGUGUAGCCAUAUCGUGGAAGGCUUGAGCACUGCAUUGCAGGUCUUCGACGACUUUCAAACACUCCGUGAGCCAGGGGUCGUUGCGCAGAAGCAUUGUAUUUUAAUAUGCAACUCACCACCAUAUCGGUUACCAGCCCUCGAAAGCCCCGUCUACUCCGGCCAUACUGUUGACCAGCUAGCAGGCAUCAUGGCUGAGAGACAAGUGAACUUCAGCAUCUUCUCUCCCAGGAAGAUCCCAGCCCUUUACAAGCUGUAUGAAAAGGCCGGCGGAGACUUGCAAAUGGCCCUGUGUAAAAAUUAUGCCAAAGACAGACGACACUUGGUCUUGCUAAAGGGAUACCAGCUCCAAGAGCGACCCAUCAGCCCGCCCGUCGUCGUUCCUGAAACGAAGGUCGUUCCCAGCCCUCCUCCCGUAGCUACGACGCUAAAUCCCCGCAGUCCGGCAACUACGGGUGUUCCCCAGAAGCGACCCGCGGCGGGGUCCCCACCAAACGCACGGGAGACCAAGAUGUUCAAGCAGCCCACGUCUCAAGCAUCUCCGAUGAGUGUCAUGGGAGGCUCCCCGCAACAGCCGCAGGGCGCAGUUCCAUUUCAGAGUCAGGGGUCACGACCAGGAAUGCCAACUCCCCCCACUUCCCAUCUUGCAUCCAUCAAUCAGCCAAACCCACCAAAUGUAACCCUCCGUGCUAUCCCUGACACAAUGAACAGGACAACACAAAAUCAGUCUCCUGUACCGGUCGGUGCCUCACCCGCUGCUGCAGCUGGUGGGGUUCGAAUGCCGUGGAACCAAACAGGGCCAGCUGUGUCGACACCGCCUCCGGCUACCAGCAUGCCCCUGCUAGCUAGUCAGCUGUCAAAUGCACCAAUGGCCAGCGGUCCGCCCAUGCGGCCAUCCUUGCCAACCACAGUCACUUACGUUUCUGGUUCUCAAAUGCAAGCAGGGUUUAUACCCAUUACAACCGCAGGUCUGCGCGCUCCAAUGCGCAUGGGUGGCCAGGGGGGACCCCAGAUGGGAUCCGGAAUGGCCCCUCAGCAGAGCACCCUGGCCGCCCAGCUUAACCAGAUGCCCCCAAACUUUGCUCAAGUGCCCAACACCCAGGGGGCAAACCCGCAGGGAAUGACCCCUCAGGGGAUGAACACUCAGGGGAUGAACCCUCAAGGGAUGAACCCACAAGGAAUAAAUCCUCAAGGGAUGACUCCACAGGGCAUGAAUCCACAAGGGAUGCAGGGAAAACCGAUGCAGCAACAGGGGCCUCCGCAGGGUCCUGGUCCGAUGCAGCAACAGGGAGUCGUACAGCAGCAGCAGCAACCUCAGCAACAAGUGAUCUCUGAUGUGCACAUGGUACCUCUGAUCCAGUCUCCCAAAACAACUAGCAAGGCCCCAAUGCCUGCGACUGGCACUCGACUGCAGGUGAAGGAGAGGCGUACCAUAUGGCAGGGGCAGGUUGAAUUCCAGGACAAGACACCAGGGACCUCGCGAAACGUCUACACCCUACAUUGCAGCAUCUCCAGUCAGGUCAUCAAUGGAGAACCUGAAGUCUCCGCCGACAAGUGGCCGCCAAAGCUCAACCUCCAGCUGAUGCCCAAGUCCAUGUUGAUGAACGUAGUGCUGGCUGUUAAGAGUGCGGCGCGUUGUGUGGUGCUGGGUUUUAGGGGAGGACCAGACGCGAACAAUGCAGCAGACGGUCUCCAGAAGCUGUCCUGCUUCAUGACCAAUGCAUGGUUGGGCAUGGUGCAUUUUGCCAGCCCCCCCGCUGACAUCAAGCUCAUGCUGGUGCUGUACAUGCCUGAAAAGAACUUUUACAUGGGUCUCAUCGCAAACGACCAGGAAUCGCUCUUCAGCGCCGUCAAACAGGUGGUCGACACGCAUCGGAAGCAGCAGCAGACCAAGAACAAAAUGAUUGUGUGGGAGUGUCCAACAAACAGAUACUGCCGGACACCAAUGCCAGGUUCCAUAUAUCAGCCCUACCAUUACGUGGAGCUUCAGAACAUGUCGGGUGGAACAAUGGCAACCAGUGCUGGUAUGGGAAUGCCUGGACCUGUUUCUAAUCCAGGGUUAGGAAUGGCCCAGAUGAUGCCGCAAGACCAGCAGCAACAGCAGCAGCAGCAACAACAGCAAGUGGCACAGAUGGGCGUUCCACCGAGAGCUGCAAUCAGCGCCCCACCCCAACAGAUGGCAGGGGGUGGGGCAGCAAUGGGGGGUGCUCCCCCUCCGUCUUCGGUGGCACAGCAGCAGCAAGCAAAUAGGCUGUCGCAGCUUGAAGCUGAACGACAACAAAACCUGCUCAAAAUACAGCAACUGCAGCAGACAUUAGAGGCGGCACAGGCAAAGGAGCUGCAGUACAAGGCAGCGCAGGAGCAGCAAACGCUUCUAGAACGGCAGCGUGUCGUCAAUCACCAGGUUCAGAUACACCAGCAACAGCAGCAGCAGCAACAACAACAGCAGCAACAACAGCAGCAACAACAGCAGCAGCAGCAGCAGCAACAGCAGCAAAGAUUUCAGGCUGGUCCAAAUUCAAACUUGAGGCACAUUUUGCAGCAUCAAAUGCGUCAGCAACAGAUGCUUCAGAUGCAACAGAACCAGCAGCAAUCUACCAUAAGAGCGCAGCUGGCCAGUGGAGGCCUCGUCACAACUAUGGGGGGACCACAGGGCCCACCGCCCCAGCAGGGUCAGCCCGGGGGCGCUACCGGUUGGGACGACACCACGGCACUCUUGGAUCUCCUGGGUGGAGGCCCACACAAUGGCUGAUUCACGGUGCACAUGAGAGACGAAUGAGGGAAUCUUUAUUUUCAAGCCCACAAGUCAUUGCAUUGUUUAUGUUCUACAUUCUUCAUACCUGUAAUGUGAAAUAAUUUGGAGGCGAAAGAGGGUUCAAAACGUAUGUGGUAUACAAAACAUCAUUUCAUUGUUGUUGGUAUGUUUUUUUUUGUUUUAUGUUAGGAUCAUGUCAUCUGGACUGAUCUACUGGGCCACUGUGAUGUGGAAUAGUAGAAGACAUUGCACGUUUGAAGAUUAAUAGAAUGUUAAUGUACUUCAAGUGGUGUACAUAUGUGGCUUGUCGAUUGCCCUCAAGUAUUGCCUACUCAGACUUUUAAUAAUGUCUCCCUCAUAUUCUCAUGUUCUGACAAACAUGUAAAAAGUUGAACAGCAUCUUUUCCUAUUGUUAAUAAAGCUAAUGUAUAUGUAUAA